Messenger RNA from Perca flavescens (yellow perch), 1646 nucleotides. RefSeq names its product fibroblast growth factor 23 (gene fgf23). Lineage: Eukaryota; Metazoa; Chordata; Actinopteri; Perciformes; Percidae. Bases 1 to 786 code for a protein of 261 amino acids. Gene Ontology annotation, molecular function: growth factor activity. The transcript has 3 exons. The record is from RefSeq and is a predicted model, not a curated record.
AUGGACGUCAACAGGAGACUGGGGAUGAGGGACACUGUGCUUGCGCUCUUACUCGCCAUACUCCAGGGAUUUCCUCUCGGGGAAACGGCCCCGAACCCGUCCCCGUUGGUUGGAUCCAACUGGGGGAACCCGAGGAGAUAUGUUCACCUGCAGACAUCUACAGACCUCAACAACUUCUACUUGGAGAUCAAAUUAGAUGGCACAGUGCGCCGAACUACAGUCAGGAGUUCAUAUAGUGUGAUUUUACUGAAAGCUGAAACAAGGGAGCGCAUUGCCAUCCUCGGCGUCAAAAGCGGCCGUUACCUGUGUAUGGAUUUGGAGGGCAACCCAUUCAGCUCGCCCACCUGCCUCAGGGAUGACUGUCUGUUCAACCACAGACUUCUGGAGAACAACCGGGACGUGUACUAUUCCACCCGGACCGGCAUCCUGUUCAACCUGGAGGGCUCCCGACAGGUGUUUUCAGCGGGCCAGAACCUGCCGCAGACAUCCCUUUUCCUGCCUAAGAAGAACACAGUGCCGCUGGAGCGCCUCCUGCUGCACAGGGAGAAGAGGAACCAGGUGGUGGAUCCCUCCGACCCGCACAACGUCUACGUUGGUCAGACCGAGGAGGGCUCUGACUCUCGGGCCGUUCCGGAGGACGACGCCGAUCUGGAGGUGGAGGUGGAGGCCGGGGACGAUGGGCGCAACGUGUCCCGGGAGACGCCGCUGGCUCCUUCCACCCACGACCCCUGGAACGUGCACUCGUCCAACCUGGCCAGCCCCCGGAGCACCGGGACCAUGGGCUGAUUUUAGUUGUGACUGAUAUGGAUAUCAUUACCUUAAUUUAAGUGAGUCCAAGUUUGGUUUAGUUUUUGAUCUGUGAGAGACAAAAAUGAAAGGGCAAAGGUUUUUCCUUUUUUUUCACAGUGACUAAAUAAUGUCUUUUCACCCCUCACUCAUUCAGAAAACAGUGUUUAUUCACACAAAUAUUAGACUUGACUUGCAUACCCUUUUUUUGCACAAUGUAUUAUGUUAAAACGCAAUUCUUUGAGAUCACUGCAGAUUUAAUAAGUUCAAUCAAUAAGGGAUUUGCGUUUUACCUGGAUUGUUCUCAUCAACAUUUAGUAUUUAGUACAUUCACAAGCAGGUUUGGUGAUUAAUGAAGCAUAUAGGGAUUUCACCACAUCUAAACAUUUUGUUUGAUGUUACAUCUGCCAACUCUCCCAGACAGAAAUAGAUUACUGAAAAAGAAAAUGUUAAUUUUGUGCCAAGAUGAGUAAUCCAAAUCCAUUUCCCAUUCCCAUCCAUUACAAUUGGCACGCUCUCACACCGCACUGUAGCUUAGAUGAUAAAUGGGCCAUUUCUCAUCUAAGCCACAUGGCCGUAAACAUUGAUAAAAUUAUUCAAAAACAAAGUUUGGUUUCCCUGAAGAACUAUGAUUCAUUUUAGUGAGGAUGCAAUUGCUUACCAAGAAAACAAAGCCUUAGAAAUUAAGAAUCUCAAGACUGCGGACAAGUAAGCAUGUGCAUGUUUUGGUCUCUUCUUAUUGAGGUUUUUACAGCUGGUCUGAGAAACCCACAUUUCAAAGUGACAUUGAUGUUAUCUCAAGACAGAAGCCUUAUUUAGCCUACCUCUGAAGGACUGAAGGCCCUGUCUACUGAUGUGAA